Messenger RNA from Menidia menidia (Atlantic silverside), 933 nucleotides. NCBI's taxonomy places the organism in Eukaryota, Metazoa, Chordata, Actinopteri, Atheriniformes, Atherinopsidae. The record is from the annotation of a GenBank genome assembly.
AUGGCUGUCAGCGCCAUGAACUCUGAGUCCCGCACACCUCAACCCCAGGCCGGCCUGGCUAAAGGAGGCCCUUCCGUGCUCCCCACUGGGGCCCUGAGUACCAGGCUGAGCACUCAAGGGAGGCACUAUGUUUGUGGUUCCCUUGCUGCUGGCACUAAUAUUGUGGUGACCUUCCCCAUCCAGAAGGUGCUGUUCCGCCAGCAGCUACAUGGCGUGUUGGCCAUUGAGGCUGUGCGUCAACUCCAGAGGGAUGGGCUGCGGAACCUUUACCGGGGAUUGCUCCCCCCGCUGCUCCAAAAGAGCACCACUGUGGCCAUCAUGUUCGGCCUGUACGAGGACUUCUCCAGAGUGUUACUUGAUCAGGCAGGCAGCAGUGGUGUGCCAGAGAUCGUCACGAGAAGCUUUGCCGCAGCGUUGGCGGGAACUGCGGAAGCCGUCCUUACGCCGUUUGAGCGUGUCCAGACUCUCCUACAAGACCAUCGGCACCACGGGCGCUUCAACAACACCGCCCACACCUUCCGGACUCUUCUGACGGAGUACGGCGUCAGAGAGUGUUACCGUGGUCUGGUGCCCAUCCUCCUCCGUAAUGGCCCCAGCAAUGUGCUCUUCUUUGGGCUUCGGGGGCCCAUCAAAGAGCUGCUGCCAGAGGCCACUAACCGGGCCGGCCAUUUGGUUAAUGAUUUUGUGUGCGGAGGGUUGCUGGGGGCCGCUCUUGGCAUUAUGUUUUAUCCAUUAAACGUGGUCAAAUCCAGAGCUCAGUCUCAGGUUGGGGGAGCCUUCCAGCCGUGCAGGGAGGUGCUGUUAACCGUGUGGCGAGAGAGGGGUGGCAGCCUGGCCAUGCUCUUCAGAGGGGCUCAUCUUAACUACCACCGCUCGCUGCUCUCCUGGGGGAUCAUCAAUGCCACCUACGAGCUGCUGCUCAAGCUCUUAUGA